Xenopus laevis (African clawed frog) is the source of this 3138-nucleotide messenger RNA. RefSeq names its product general transcription factor IIIC subunit 3 S homeolog (gene gtf3c3.S). The record is from RefSeq and is a predicted model, not a curated record. The transcript has a single exon. Lineage: Eukaryota; Metazoa; Chordata; Amphibia; Anura; Pipidae. The coding region runs from base 142 to 3018 and encodes 958 amino acids.
ACAGCCCAACAGAAGCCAGUGAGGGGUUCUGCGGAGAAGGAGAUUACUAACUGGAGAGUAGAGCUGCCAAUGGAAGCUGUGAAUGUGUACAAGUUACGUCUGCUCAGACCUCAUAUUCACUGUGUACAACUCUUAUAAACCAUGUUGGCUCCUCCAAUCGUAUUUCGCUUUCAGCACUACGAAAAAAACCGAUUGGCUGCCGCGCGAUAUUCAAGAACACUUUCUCUUUGGUUGAAGAAGCUGUCAAUCAAUAAUCCUAACGCGCUAUUGGUCAAGUUCAGAUUAGUUCCGGUUUACCUCACGGCGUACGUACAGGAAAGCGCUACGUUAAAUUCUUUUGCGGAUGGUUGCGACUUAGCAGAUAAGAUGUCUGGCUUCAGCCCUGAACUCAUUGAUUACUUGGAAGGCAAAAUAUCCUUCGAAGAGUUUGAGAAAAGACGCGAAGAGAGGCUCGCUGCUGAGGUAUUGCCUGGUGCCUCCACAGCAAGUGAUACAGACGAUCAAAAUGUACCCUCCACCUCCGGGACAAAGCGCUCGGACGUUGCCGAAUCAAAUGAGGACGAAGAGGAAACUUCAGACGGUGUUAGUAAGUCAGUCCACCGAGCAUUUGCCUCCAUGAUUGGAGAAGGUGACAGAACAGGGGAUGAUGAUGAUGAUGACGACGAGGAGGAGGAGGAGGGGGAGGAGGAUGAACGUGGAGAACAUCAAGUUCAGCCUCCAUCUGCUGGAGAUGUCUUUGCCUUGGAAAUGGAACUUAACAGAGAAAACAAAAAGAUGAUGAGGGAGAAAAGGCCCCGUAGUAAACUCCCCAGAGCACUGAGAGGUCUCAUGGGUGAAGCCAAUAUUCGAUUUGCGCGGGGUGAGAGCGAAGACGCCAUUUUAAUGUGCAUGGAGAUCAUCCGGCAAGCCCCCCUUGCUUACGAGCCCUUUUCAACCCUUGCUAUGAUAUACGAAGAUCAGGGCGACAUGGAGAAAUCUCUGCAGUUUGAACUGAUCGCCGCCCACCUGAAUCCUAGCAACACUGAAGAAUGGGUUAGGCUGGCAGAGAUGUCUUUGGAGCAAGACAACAUCAAGCAAGCGAUCUUUUGCUAUGGCAAAGCUCUCAAAUAUAACCCAACAAAUAUACGCUAUUUAUGGGAGAGAUCGAGUUUGUAUGAACAAAUCGGAGAACAUAAACUGGCUAUGGACGGCUACCGACGCAUCCUCAAUCUCUUAUCGCCUUCUGACGGGGAGCGCUUUAUGCAGCUGGCGAGAGAUAUGGCCAAAAGUUAUUAUGAAACGAAUGAUAUAGCAUCUGCCAUUGGCACAAUCGAGGAAGCUCUUGCUAAACACCAAAACCUUGUUGCCAUAGAAGAUGUCAAUAUUGCAGCCGAGUUGUACAUCUCUAAUAAACAGUACGAUAAAGCCCUUGACGUUAUAACGCAGUUUUCCGGCAUUACUUUAAGUAAAAGCGACACAGGUUUACUGGAUAGUGCUGAAUCUGUAGUAUGCAAUAUGCCGGACGGAGUUCCUAUUGAUAUUUCAGUCAAAAUGAUGUUGUGCUUAAUUCAUCUCAACAUACUUGAGCCAGUGUAUCCAUUACUGACCUUCCUUAUGGAGCAGAAUCCAGAGGAAGUGGGCGAUUUGUAUCUGGAUGUUGCCGAAGCCUUCCUUGAUGCUGGUGAAUACAAUUCUGCAUUACCACUUCUCAGUGCUCUUGUUUGCUCUGAAAAAUACAACCUAGCUGUUGUUUGGCUUCGACAUGCAGACUGUUUGAAAGCUUUGGGGCACAUGGAGAAAGCUGCUGAGAGUUAUAGCAAAGUUGUGGACAUGGCACCUCUUCAUCUAGAUGCUAGAAUAUCACUUUCUACUCUCCAACAGCAACUCGGACAACCAGAGAAAGCAUUAGAAGCUUUAGAGCCAAUGUAUGAUCCAGAUACCUUAGCCCAGGAUUCCAAUGCCGCACAGCAGGAACUUAAACUACUACUUCAUCGUUCUACUCUUCUUUUUUCUCAGGGUAAAUUAUAUGAUUAUGUGGAUACACUACUCACCAUGCUUGCUAUGCUCUUAAAAAUUGCCAUGAGUCGGGCACAGGUUUGUUUGAUCUCAAGUUCAAAAUCCGGAGAGAGACAUUUAUACCUUCUCAAAGUGUCUAGAGAUAAAAUGUCUACCAAUGAUGACCAGGAUACUGCAAGCUGUGACGGAAAAUCCAUUUUUACUGUACUUACUAGUGUUUUAACGAAGGAUGACUGGUGGAGUCUUCUUUUAAAGUCAAUUUUUGCCUUGUGUGACCUUACUCGGUUUAAGGAAGCAGAAUUGCUUGUCGAUUCUUCAUUGGAGUAUUAUUCAUUUUAUGAUGACCGUGUGAAAAGGAAGGAGUUGGAAUAUUUUGGCCUUUCUGCUGCUAUUCUUGACAAGAAUUUUAGAAAAGCUUAUAACUACAUCAGAAUAAUGUUAAUGGAAAAUGUAAAUAGGCCACAGCUUUGGAACAUCUUCAAUCAAAUAACAAUGCAUUCACAGGAUGUGAGGCAUCACCGUUUUUGUUUAAGGUUGAUGUUGAAAAACCCUUCCAAUCUUGCGUUGUGUGUUCUUAGUGGGCACAAUGCAUUUGUUUCUGGAAGCUUUAAGCAUGCACUUGCUCAGUAUGUCCAAGCCUUCAGAAUAGAGAUGACUGAUCCUCUGCAUAGUCUUUGUAUAGGAUUAACUUUUGUUCACAUGGCAUCCCAAAAGUUUGUGCUAAAAAGGCAUGCUCUAUUGGUACAAGGCUUUUCAUUCCUUAAUCGAUAUCUUGAACUACGUGGUUCGUGUCAGGAGUCGUACUAUAACUUGGGCCGUGCUUUGCAUCAAAUUGGCCUUGUUCAUCUCGCAAUUCAUUACUACAAGCAAGCUCUUGAGCUUCCACCUCUUCAACUUGAAGGAAUGGAAGAGGACCAUUUAGACCUUAGAAGAGACAGUGCCUUUAAUUUAUCACUCAUUUACCAGAACAGUGGCAAUCCAGAAAUAGCCCGCAGACUUUUGUAUCAGUAUUGUGUGGUGUGACUUUUUUUCAGCUGAUUCAUAUGUCAGAAAGCAGCAUUACAAAUAAGUUAAAAUUUGUUUAUAUGUGUGUGGGGGGUAUAUGUUAAUAUGUAAAUAAAGUUUAGCACUUCAUGAAAAUAA